Molecule: messenger RNA, 6273 nt
Organism: Grus americana (Whooping crane)
Lineage: Eukaryota; Metazoa; Chordata; Aves; Gruiformes; Gruidae
Gene: HPS5
Product: HPS5 biogenesis of lysosomal organelles complex 2 subunit 2
Exons: 23
Coding region: 347-3736 (1129 amino acids)
Biological process (GO): developmental pigmentation
Cellular component (GO): cytoplasm
Molecular function (GO): protein binding
Source: RefSeq, a predicted model, not a curated record
CCGGCAGCUUUCGGAGCGCCGGUACGUGCGUCGCUUCACACCCCGGCGCUGCGCUCCCCUAGCAUCGCCGUGAAGCGAGCGGGAAGCGUUCAUUCCUUGGUGCCGGCAUUCCUCCUCCGCGCCCCGCUCGGUCGGCGGCGGCCCUCGGGGCUCGGUCUGCGGGCGUGGCUGCCCGCAGCGUCCCCUGCCCGCCUGCUUUCCGCGGCAGCUGCUUCUGAAGGAGUCGGGGGGUUCUGGGCUUCUGGGGUGCCGUGCUUCCCUCCGCGUAUCUGAGAGAAAGUAAGGUGCAGCUAGAAGCUGAAGCUGUAAUGCACCCAUGAAUGAGUAGUGCUAGUAUUGUACAUCAAUGGCCUCUGUGCCAAUAAUUCCAGACUCUUACAACCAUGUGUUGGCAGAGUUUGAAUGUUUGGAUCCGUUGCUGUCUGCGCUUAGGCUGGAUUCUAGUCGUCUGAAGUGCACAUGUAUAGCUGUGUCAAAGAGAUGGCUAGCUCUGGGCAGUUCAGGAGGAGGACUGAACCUUAUACAGAGAGAUGGUUGGAAGCAAAGACUCUUUCUCACUCAUAAGGAAGGUGCCAUUUCCCGGGUUGCCUGUUGUAUACAUGAUGAGGACUAUGUUGCUGUCGCCACCAGCCAAGGUCUUGUAGUAGUCUGGGAGCUGAAUCAGGAACGUCGUGGGAAACCAGAACGGAUUUAUGUUUCCUCUGAGCAUAAGGGCAGAAAAGUCACAGCUCUAUGUUGGGAUACAGCUGCCCUUCGUGUUUUUGUAGGAGAUCAUGUGGGAAAAGUAUCAGCCAUCAAGAUUAACACAUCGAAACAAGGGAAGGCUGCUGCUACUUUUGUGAUGUUUCCUGUUCAGAUUAUAACCACCGUAGAUUCUCGGGUUGUUCAGCUUGAUUAUUUGGAUGGAAGACUGCUCAUAUCUUCACUUACACGCACUUAUUUGUGUGAUACCGAGAGAGAGAAGUUCUGGAAAAUUGGUAACAAAGAGAGAGAUGGAGAAUUUGGAGCAUGUUUCCUCCCUGCUGGAAAAAACAGUGGGAAUCAGCAGCCAUUAAUAUAUUGUGCUCGACCUGGCUCAAGGAUGUGGGAGGUGAACUUUGAUGGGGAAGUGCAAAGCACACAUCAGUUCAAGCAGCUGCUGUCAUCACCGCCUCUACCUGUUGUUACUCUCAGGCUGGAUCCUCAUUAUACUAGUGCCAGUUACUCUCCACAAUCUUUAUCUUUCCCCAAGCUACUGUAUUUGACUGAGCACUGUGUAAUGACCUGGACAGAAAGAGGCAUUUAUAUUUUUCUUCCCCAAAGUGUUCAAGUCUUACUCUGGAGUGAAGUAAAAGAUAUUCAGGAUAUUGCAGUUUACAAAAGUGAGAUGUUCUGUCUGCAUGCAAAUGGAAAAGUUGUGCACCUCUCCCUUCUACUGGUAGACCGCUGCAUAGAGCGUCUGAUAAGAAGAGGGUUCUGGACACUUGCUGCCAGGGUCUGUUGUCUCUUCCAAAAUGCAAUUAUUUCUUGCAGAGCAAGAAAAAAUUUGCCUCUAGACAAGCUGGAGCACUUGAAGUCUCAGCUGGAUGCCUCAACCCAACAAGAUCUCAUUAUGCAACUGGAAGAACUAAUUUCAAAGUUGGAACCUUUAGAUUCUGCAUGCAGCAGUAGAAGGAGCAGUAUUUCGUCUCAUGAAAGCUUCAGCAUCUUAGACUCUGGAAUAUAUCGUGUUAUCAGUCGAAGAGGCAGUCAGUCAGAUGAAGAUUCAUGUUCUCUCCACAGUCAAACAUUCUCAGAAGAUGAGAGACUUAAAGAAUUUCCUGCACACCAGGAAGAUGAGCAAGUAGAACUUGACAAUGUAUCUCAUGCAUCUGUGACGGUUGAGGCUGACCGGAAUGAGACAUUUCUCCCAUUCAGUAUUCCUUUGUCAUUUCGUUCCCCAUCUCCUCUCGUCUCUCUCCAAGCUGUCAAAGAAAGUGUUUCCAGCUUUGUACGCAAAACUACUGAAAAGAUUGGCACACUUCAUAUAAGUCCUGAUACUAGAGGGAGGCAAGAAGCAAAGGAUGAUGAGCAGCUGCAGCAAUUGACUGUUAAUCUGGUAGCAUCUCCCCAGGAAGAGAAAGAGUUAGAACCACAGAGCUGCCAGCUUCCAGAGGAGGACCAUCUAAGAGAUCUCAAGGCUGCAACAGCAGAAGCUAUAGCCAAACUCCAGGAUCCCCUGGUUUUGUUAGAACCGCAGCAUAUGAGAAGGGUUUUACAGGAAUGGUUUAUUCAUCUAGAAGAAAAGUUUGGCAGCAAAGAGUAUUCUACUUCCCCUAUUAAGAAAAGCAAGACUGUGUGUGCUAAAGAGGACAGGGCAGUCCUGGAGGAAGACCUACAACUGGAUCCAACUGAUGGAGACCCAGCAGACAAAGAACAGAGUAGUAUCUUGGAAGACUGCACUGAAAAAAAAAAUACUGAUGAAACCAUGUGUGAAAAUAGUAGUGAUUUGAAGGGACCUUUGGACUGCUGCUUUCAAGUGUCUCCUCCAUGUGUCAUAGACCCGGAUGUUCAGAAAGAUCUCGUAGAGUUGACAACACUGUGUUUUGAGCUGUGUGUAUUUUCUUGUGGAAAUGGUGAGGCAGAGGAAAGCUCUGGAAGUCUGCCACUAGCAGCUUCGUGGACUUUGGCUUGUAGGUUUAUGCGAAGCUACUUCUUUCUUUUGGAUUUAAAAAGACUAAAACAGUGUAUUAUAACUAUGUAUGCAGCCAGCCCUAAUGUAUGGGAAACAUACAUUGCAGGAUUGAAAGAACUAACUUGUGACAGUCCAGUGGCUUUAGCAAUGGAAAAUGAAGAUAUGCUGAAAAUACUGAAACAGCUGCAUGACCUGGGGCCUUGGGAUGACAGCCCGCUGAUAUUGGUACAUGCUCAAAGGCUUUAUGAAAAAUUUGGGGAAACAGCUCUUCGGCCCUUGAUCAAGUUCCACCCCUCUCUUUUACCUUCUGAUAUCAAACAGAUUUGCAGGAAUGAUCCAGCUCACUUUUUAGCAUAUUUAGAUAGUCUGGUGAAAUCAAAGCCAGAGGAUAAAAGGUCAUCUCUCCUUAGAUCUCUUCUGCAGCCCCAGUCUAUACGACUGGAUUGGUUGUGUGUGGCAGUUUCUCAUGAUGCACCACAAAGAGCAAAUACAGUGGAUGCAGAAGGAAAUCCCAGGCCACGAUCGCACUUGUUUACUUGGGGCUACAGCCAGCUCAUUCUGCUUUUGAUUAAACUCCCAGCUGAUUUUGUUACAAAAGAGAAGAUGGCUGACAUAUGUAAAUCACAUGGAUUUUGGCCCGGAUAUCUUUUUCUCUGUCUGGAGCUGGAUAGAAGAAUAGAAGCCUUUACUAAUAUUGCUCAUUUGGAUGAUUUGAGCCUCUUGAAUGGAGAAGAUGGUUCCAUUCCAGAGACCAUAGAAGAAUGGAAGUUUCUUCUGCAUCUUGCACAAAAUCACAGCACAGCUUUCCACCACCAUGGCCUGCAGAAUGGGAGUGCUGUCAGCAAUGGUAUCUCGAACUGCCCGGAUUGCAUCACUGUGGAAAACGUAGCUCUCUUGCUGGCAAAGGCCAUUGGCCCAAAUCGUGCCUUGCCUCUCUUGCAGGAGUGUGGCUUGACACUAGAAUUGUCUGAGAGAUUUAGUGGUGUCUGUGAGAUACUGAGAAUUGCUGAGAAAAGGCAAAGAGCGCUGAUUCAGUCCAUGUUGGAAAGAUGUGACCGUUUUUUGUGGUCUCAGCAAGCAUAGAAAACAACUUGGAAAACUUUGGGAGCAUUUUUUACUGUAAUGAUUCUAUAUUAAAGUGCCUCUUAAACUUAAAAGGCUCUUAAAGAAAUGACCUCCUGUCUAAAAGUUCAAUUACAUUGAGCCACUCUCUAUCUGGCAGGUAUCUGACUGGGAACUGUUGACAGUUCUCCCUUAUUCUUUUGGAGAUGAGUUUUGAACUUUAGAACUUAAAACAAUGCAGUAUUUAUCUUUAAAUUAAGCUUACAGAUUUCUAAGAUGAAAUUUAUUUUCUGAGUCUGUAUGACUUAGAUGUUUAGGAGAUGAGCCCCUAAGUACUAAAUCCUGGUGUAUAAAAUUUUUUGUUUGUUUGCAAACAUGAGAAGCCAUUCCUCAAAAAUAUCUAAGUUGGUACUUGUUGAAUUAUCCUGUAAAUGACAUUGACUUUUUCAAGUUACUGUAGAAGUGCUUGUUAUGAUACCCUUUUUUCUUUUUUUUUUCCCCUCAAAUUAUAUGGACUGGUCUUGCCCAUUUGAAAUGCAUUAAUUGACCCAAGUCUUAAAAUGGGAGGAAAAUAUUUUUCAGGCGUGGAUUAAUAGUUAAGAAUGCUUAUUAAUAGAAGAACUUGUUAAAUGAACUCACUGUUAAACUGUAAGCAUGAUAUUUCUUAAUAGCCUGUAUCUAUUUGUGCAACAUGACUGUAACCAUCAGUUGUGUUAUUUCAACAAACCUCAGGGCAGUGGAAUUAGAAUCACAAAAUCAUUUAUGUUGACCCUUUAGAUCGAGUCCAACUGUAAACCUAACACUGCCACAUCCACCACUAAACCAUGUUCCCAAGCACCACAUCUACACAGCUUUUUAAUACCUCCAGGGAUGGUGACUCAACUACUCCCCUGAGCAGCCUGUUCCAGUGCCUCACAACCCUUUCAGUGAAGAAUUUUUUCCCAAUAUCCAAUCUAAACCUCCCCUGGCACAACUUGAGGCCAUUUCCUCUUGUGCUAUCACUUGCUACCUGGGAGAAGAGACUGACACCCACCUGGCUACAACCUCCUUUCAGGUAGAGAGCAAUAAGGUCUCCCCUCAGCCUCCUUUUCUCCAGGCUAAACAACCCCAGUUCCCUCAGCCACUCCUCACAAGACUUGUGCUCUAGACCCUUCACCAGCUUUGCUGUUCUUUGGAGACGCUCCAGCCCCUCAAUGUCCUUCUUGUAGUGAGGAGCCCAAAACCGAACACAGUACUUGAGGUGAGGCCUCACCAGUGCAGAGUACAGGGGGGCGAUUACUUCCCUAGUCCUGCUGGCCACACUAUUCCUGAUACAAGCCAGGAUGCUGUUGGCCGCCUUGGCCACCUGAGCACACUGCUCGCUCAUGUUCAGCCAGUUGCUGACCAGCAUCCCUGGCUUCUUUUCCACUGGGCAGCUUUCCAGCCACUCUUCCCAAAGACUGUAGCAUUGUGUUGGAUUGUUGUGACCCAAGUGCAGGACCUAGCACUGAGGGCACUGAGCUUUGUUGAACCUCAUACAAUUGGCCUUGGCCCAUCGAUCCAGCCUGUUCAGAUCCCUCUGUAGAGUCCUCCCACCCUCAAGCAGAUGAACGUUCCUGCCCAACUUGGUGUCAUCUGCAAACUUACUGAGGGUGCACUCAAUAACCUUGUCCAGAUCAUUGAUAAAGAUAUUAAAGAGAACUGGCCCCCGUACUGUGCCCUGAGGAAUACCACUUGUGACCAGCUGCCAAGUGGAUUUAACUCCAGUCACCGCAACUCUUUGGACCUGGCCAUUCAGCCAGUUUUUUUACCCAGCAAAGCAUAUGCCCCUCCAAGCCAUAAGCAGCCAGUUUCUCCAGGAGGAUGGUGUGGGAAACGGUGUCAAAGGCUUUACUAAACUUCGGUAAUUUCCACAAUGAAUUCUGACAUUCGGGAAAGUGAGAGGACCGCAGGUCUCAUUUUAAUAAUCUUUUUUAAAGCAGAAGGUUUAGAUAAGUAUUUUUAGAUAGAUGCUGUCAAGAAAGAAGUAUUUUUAAAUAUCUGCUAGAAUAUGAAGAUUCAUAUUGGAUUUUGUUUCUCGUUUACAGACUAUGCUUUGUACCAGCACUCUUUCUGCACUUAAUACAUCUUUGAACAAGUUUCUUUUUUAGGCUUCUAGUUUUGGCCCUCUUCACUGUCAGACUCUCACAUUUUCAGGAGAAGGACACAGCAUCUGGUCAAUAUUUGAUUUUUCACAAAUGUCAUUUAAACAAAAAAUUAACACAUGCAUUGGAACUAAAUUUUAUUAAAAUCCUUAAUUUUGUCAUGAAAUAAUUUGAAAAUAUUCUUUACAAAGCAUCUUUUUAUGUAGUCUUGCAGCACUUACAGUGCUGCAAAAUAAUGCUUUUAUUUUCAUUGAAAUAGGACUUAGUAAUAAAACUUUCAGGCUUUUGAGAGGUGCAGUCUUUCAGCUCAAUCACAAGAAAGACUUUAUUGUGGAGGAUUGGUUCCUUCACUCAAGGAAACGAAGUUACAGGGAGACAGUUAGUGGCAGGCUUUCAUCUGUUAAUAGCGUUGCUUGUGGAAAAGCCAAUAUAUCA